ACUUAGCACUUGCCCAAAUCUCAGAGAACUGCAGGGACACUUCUGUCAUUUCCAUCAUGCCGGCCUCUGGGCUGCUGCUAGGGGCACUAUUCUUUUGCCUCUCCAUCCUGGUGAUACAUUCUGUUUGGAGGCAGAGGAAGAUCCGAAGCAGGCUUCCCCCUGGACCCACCCCCCUGCCUUUCAUUGGCAACUACCUGCAACUCAGCACCCAAAAGAUGUAUGAUUCCCUCAUGAAGAUUGGGGAAAAAUAUGGUCCCGUAUUUACAGUGCAUCUGGGGCCCAGGACUGUCAUAGUCCUGACAGGGUAUGAGGCUGUGAAGGAAGCACUGGUUGACCAAGCAGAAGAGUUCUCUGGUCGGGGGGAGCAGGCCACUUUCAGUUGGCUAAUUGAAGAAUUUGGUGUGGUCUUCAGCAACGGAGAGAGGGCCCGGCAGCUCCGGCUAUUCUCUAUCACCACUCUCAGGGACUUUGGCAUGGGCAAGAGGGGCAUUGAGGAGCGCAUCCAAGAAGAGGCGGGCUUCCUCAUUGAGGCUUUGCGAGACACAAAAGGGGUAGCCAUCGAUCCCACCUUCUUCCUGAGCCGCACGGUCUCCAAUGUCAUCAACUCCAUUGUCUUUGGUGAUCGCUUUGAUUAUGAGGACAAACAGUUCCUGGCCCUGUUGCGUAUGGUGUUGGGGAGCUUCCAGUUCACAGCCACAUCCAUGGGACAGCUAUAUGAGAUGUUUUCUGGAGUGAUGAAGCAUCUGCCAGGACCCCAGCAGCAAGCAUUCAAGGAAUUGAAAGUACUGGAGGACUUCAUCACCGAGAAAGUCCGGCAGAACCAGGCCACCCUGGACCCUAACUCCCCCCGGAACUUCAUUGAUUCCUUCCUGAUCAAGAUGCAGGAGGAAAAGAAAAAUCCCAACACUGAAUUCUUCAUGAGGAACCUGGUCAUGACCACCCUAAACCUGUUUUUUGCUGGCACGGAGACUGUUAGCACAACCCUUCGCUAUGGCUUCAUUCUUCUAAUGAAGCAUCCAGAGGUGGAAGCCAAAAUCUAUGAGGAAAUCAAUCAGGUGAUUGGGUGGAACCGAUCACCCAAAUUUGAGGACAAAGCCAAGAUGCCCUACACAGAGGCCGUCAUCCAUGAGAUCCAGAGGUUUGGCAACAUGAUCCCUGUGGGUUUGGCCCGGCGAGUCACCAAAGACACCAACUUUCGGGGCUACCUUAUUCCCAAGGGCACAGAAGUUUAUCCCAUGCUGGGCUCAGUAUUGAGAGACCGAAACUUCUUUGCCUGCCCUGAAGCCUUCAAUCCCCAACACUUCCUGGAUGAAAAGGGCCAGUUCAAGAAGAAUGAUGGUUUUGUCCCCUUCUCCAUUGGCAAACGCUACUGUUUUGGUGAAGGCCUGGCCAGAAUGGAGCUCUUCCUCUUCCUCACCACCAUCCUGCAGAAUUUCCACUUCCAGUCUCCACUUCCAACCGAAGCCAUCGAUAUCUCCCCCAAGAUGGUGGGCUUUGCCACCAUCCCCCCCACCUACACCAUGUCAUUUCUGCCCCGAGGAUGAGGCUGAGCCCAGGCAGCCAAACAGAAACAGAAGGAGCCCACAGGAGUCCUGGCUUGAGGAUGUACUAAUAAAGUCUGAACCCCCAGAAGCUCUCUUUGCUAUUUAGUUGGAGUCUUGGAAGCUGAGACUAAAUGGCUCUGAGCUCAUUGAUUCCAGUAUCUUCAGGUUACAUUUGAGGUAACUGAAGCUCCCCAAGGGAAAGACACUUAUCCCCAGAUCCCACAUAGAGAAGCAGUUGCAGUCCAGGUUUUACCUUGAUGAGGCACAAUUGAAAAAAAAUUGGCUUUGGUAUCAAAGUAUCUGCAUUCAUAUCUUGCCUCUGACAUUUAUCAGUUGUGUGAUUUUGGAAAAGUCACUUCCUUUCUUUACUGGAAUCAUGAUGGGGUUUGCUAGCGGGCCCUUGAGGUCUCUUCUAGGUCUAAAUCCCUUGAUUCUUAUUCUGAUGCUUUCCCACUACUUAUGCCAAGAAACACAGAGUCAAGGGGAAAAUCGGAAGUAGCUCUGAAGACUUGGUUCACAAAUGAGAAAUUGGCCUUGCACCAUAUUGUCCCUUAUGGCCACUUCUGCCUUAGCUUGUCUCUACCUCCAUGUCCCUUUCUAGGUAUCUAUCUCUGUCUCCAUUUUUGGAUUCCUUUGCUCUUUUCUCUCUGUCUUUUGAUCCACAAAUGUCUGCCUCUGUCUGUAUCUUUAUCUUUCUUCUUCUCUACAUCUCUUUCCCUCAUCUAUCUCUUUAUAUCUAUUUCUCUGUCACUAUUCCAGUAUCUGGGGAUGUUUUUCUGUAGCUCUCCAACUAGAGAGGAGAUUCCUUUGAGAGAAAGUUUGUCCAUAAGUGUUAUUUUUAAAACCAAACAAAACUCAUAAUGACUGAUCCCCUUCUGUUAUAUUUUGUGAUAUGGGAGCCACCUGCCAGUGGCUGUUGGAGGUCUAACUCAGACCUAGAAUAGAUCUCUUCAUGUAAGAGGAUGGUGAUGAUACAAGGAGACUGAGAGGCAGUUCUUCGA
Messenger RNA from Sarcophilus harrisii (Tasmanian devil), 2545 nucleotides. Its product is annotated as cytochrome P450 2A13-like. Gene Ontology annotation, molecular function: heme binding; oxidoreductase activity, acting on paired donors, with incorporation or reduction of molecular oxygen, reduced flavin or flavoprotein as one donor, and incorporation of one atom of oxygen; iron ion binding. Bases 57 to 1544 code for a protein of 495 amino acids. The record is from RefSeq and is a predicted model, not a curated record. Gene Ontology annotation, biological process: xenobiotic metabolic process; coumarin metabolic process. Gene Ontology annotation, cellular component: intracellular membrane-bounded organelle; cytoplasm. The transcript has 9 exons. NCBI's taxonomy places the organism in Eukaryota, Metazoa, Chordata, Mammalia, Dasyuromorphia, Dasyuridae.